GAUAACCACCUGUAUCUUGAUACCCAAUCGGUCGAUACCUCGAGCUGGAGAAUCUAUUUGUAAAUCUCCUAUCUCAUAUGUAGUGAGCAACUUCGCUGUUCAACAUGAUGACUCCUCAGAACCGUGCUACGGAGAUUAUGAAAACUACUACCACUGACAGAACUGUAAUAAAUCGAGCACACUCCACACCUAACAGGCUAUAGAUAAAACGCAAUAGAAUAUAGGAAUAGACAGGAAUGCAGGGAAUUGAAACUAACGGAAAAGAAAGGGGGGUGUACGAAAACUUCCCCUAAAUUGCAUCGUUCCUCUGAGUCACAUGACCGUCCCUAUAUAGCAUCCACAGGGCUGGAUACAGAUUAAAAACAGCCGGUUGGGGCGAACGGACCCCAAGUACCUGUCAGCAGAGGGAAUAGUGGACAGCUCAUCUUCAAUGGGGUGCCUCGACUGUGUGAUGCUGCUCUUUGGGCGGACCAAGACCGCAGGUCAAUCAGCAGAAGGCACGACGGCACUGCAAGGGCUUGAAAAUGGAGCGGCUGUUUCGGAGGUGUCGCCUACGACAAGUGUGGUGAAUUGGAAACAAGGAAAACACAAGAUUAAGAUACCGGGGUUUGUGAAAAGAGGCAUGAAGAGUCCCAAAGCCGAUACAGUGGAUGUUGCCUCCCCAACCGUGCUCUUCUCUUUCGAGGAGAACCUGAGACUAAGGCGCCUCUGUGAGGCCAGCCAACAGCUGAUUGCCCGCGAGGACUACCUGUUUGGGCGGGGAGAGGCACGGGAGCAUGCAAACAGGGCCACAGAGCGUGGGGAGAGUGAGGAGGAUGAGCUGCACAGGGACUAUGAGGCCCUCCUGGUGCAGGUCUGGCUGGCGGUGGAGGCCUCGCUGGUCGCCGGGCCGGGCAAGAGGGAGAGCCUGCGUUCGGCAGCCCUCUGCAUCCUGCAGGAGGAGGAGCAGGACCAGAGGUGGCAGGAGGAACCAGGGGCGGAGCCCCCCAUCUGGAGGCCCCAGCACUGCCGGCGCAACCAUGAUGACCUGCUUCGGAAGGUGGUGGAGGAGCGAAUGGACAACGCGGAGGACCCGAACGGGGCAGAAAAACUGGCCACACCCCUGAAAAAGGAGAUUUGUAAACUGGGCAAGCAGGUGAAGGAGGACCUCCUGAAGGUGGCUCGGGAAGUCAAAGCCUGCUAUCCAGAGGAGUUUGGUGUGUGCAAAGUGUAUGCCUGGCUGUAUCACCAAGCCUUCUCUGGCCGCCUAGCAAAGAUGGCCAAGCUGGAGCUCGACGUCAAUGACACCAGCUAUCUUUUGGGCUGGGUGUACACUUACUACCCAAAGGAAGUGCUGAAACACAAGGAACUGGAAAAGGAUAUCAAUGGUGAGGCCCUUGGGCCCCUGCUCCCUGAAGAUGUGCUGCGUCCUCUGGAGGAUCAGUACCUCUCCCACAAAGAGAGCCAGGUAAAGGAAUGGAUGUCCAAGGCACUGAGGAAAGAGGAAGAGGAAUGGCAUGGGGGAAGCCCACCUGAGCUCAUAAUGGAUCAGUACUACUUCUCUGCCAUCGCUGUUGAUGUUAUACAGGUAGUAGAUGGGGUGGUGAAGGAAGCUGUGACUAUUUUGGGUAACAUUAGCAAAGCCCAGAGGAUCAUAUGUCAAUUGGAGACCUUCUUUAUCAGCUACAGGAGGACCUUUGAGGAAUUCAUGAAAGGAAAGCGCAGAAACACCAAAGCAGUGAUAAAGGCUAACCUGGCCAGCAUUGAACAAUUCAAGGAAUACGUGGAGAAAGUCGGGGACAUGCUUCCCAAGGAGACAAAGAAAAACUGCCAGUCCAUUCUCUCCUCCAUGGAGGACAUUGCAUACAGAUACUUCUCCAACAUUAUUCACGAAAAUCUCAAGACGCAGUACCGGCAGCUGGGGACAACAUCCUGGCUCUUGGGGGGCUUCCAGGCAGUGGAUGAACUGAAGAGGCACAUUCAGGACUGCCAGGAACUGAAGCCCACCUGCAAGCAGGAACUCGUGAGCCGGAUACACACGCAGGUGAUGGUGGAGUAUGUGAGGAGGCUGAUGAGGAGGAAGCUGAAGCUGAAGGACAGAGAGCAGCAGGAGGCAGCUGCUUCUCUCCUCUGUGAGGACAGCAGGAGACUGCGUAUAGUCUUCACUGAUGCAGGAUCAGAAGAGGUGUGGCUUCAUGAAAUCCUCCCUAAAAUAGCAGAAGUGCUGAAGUUGCAAGACCCAGGGGCCAUUCAGCUGGAGGUAAUCACCCUGGCCCGGGACUACCCUGACCUCAGCAAGGAUCAUGUCUCUGCCCUGCUGCACCUCAAAUCCAACCUUUCCAGUGCCCAAAUCAAGAGGAUCAACCAGAGCCUGGUUGAGAACCGUGGCUCCGUCGGCUCCCUGGGCACCCACCCCUUCUUUUCAAGCGUACACGUCAAGUGGACCACAAAGAUCAUGUGACAACCCC
Molecule: messenger RNA, 2447 nt
Organism: Megalops cyprinoides (Indo-Pacific tarpon)
Lineage: Eukaryota; Metazoa; Chordata; Actinopteri; Elopiformes; Megalopidae
Product: tumor necrosis factor alpha-induced protein 2-like
Exons: 12
Coding region: 431-2440 (669 amino acids)
Biological process (GO): exocytosis; exocyst localization
Cellular component (GO): exocyst
Molecular function (GO): SNARE binding
Source: RefSeq, a predicted model, not a curated record